AUGGAAAUUCGAGAGAAUAGUACUAUUGAAGAUGCGAUACUCGUUCAUUCACAAAUUGAUGAGUUUGAUCAACACAAUAAUUUAACUGACUAUUUUCUUCAUCGUCUUAAUGGUAAACAACAUUUAAUUCUGGUUGCAUAUACGAAUGAAGCUAUACCUGUUGGCUAUUUAGUGUGUUAUGAUAGGUACAAUGAUAAUGUAUCAUUUUAUAUAUGGUUAGCUGGUGUUCUAGAACAAUAUCGACAUCAAAAUAUUUUGAAACAAUUAAUGACUUAUGCUGAACGAUGGAUUAAACAAAAUGGUUUCACAAAGGCUGUAAUAAAAACGCGUAAUCAGUUCAAAAAUAUGAUAUUAUAUCUUGUGAAAUAUGAUUAUAAGUUUAUAGAGAUAGAAAAGAAAGCUGAUAUUAAAGAUAACAGAUUGAUACUUGAAAAGUUAUUGUAA
Messenger RNA from Didymodactylos carnosus, 444 nucleotides. The record is from the annotation of a GenBank genome assembly. Lineage: Eukaryota; Metazoa; Rotifera; Eurotatoria; Philodinida; Philodinidae.